GGUGCAGCUGUUGGCUGUCUGCUCGGUGCCCCUGUUGUUUGUGCAUGUGUGUGUUUGUGUUUGUGUUUGUGUUUGUGUGAACUGGUGGUCUAGUGGAGAAGACCCCUCUCGUGCUCUUCUCUUGAGUCAGGAUGAAUCUCUUCUGCUUCUCUCUGGAAGGCUCUCUGGACAGUCUGUAUGAGGCUGUGCAAGACUCGAGUAACACAGAGGUGUACAGCGUCCCCACCAGAUCCCGCAGUCAUGCUGGCCUGCUGGAUGAGCACAGUAAAUGGAAUGCAACUCGUCGCUGCAGCUCCACGGACUUCUCCUAUGCCAGUAACAGCACCUCAAGGAAGAAGACCAGUGGGAUGGUGUCAAAAUCUGUGUCAGACAAUGAAUCCCUAGAUAAUGCCUCCUGCAGUAAUGGGCCUCCACUCUGGCUGCCUGCCAGAAACCCAGAAGAUUUACUCCACAUCAAGAACAAUCAGAAUGAAGAGCUGGAAUCCUCUGUGACACAGUUACACCACAGGACAUCACAAGAAAAUCUAUACCCAAAAAUGUCAAGACCACUGAAGCUUGUGUGCUAUGAGGAAUACACCCCCAACCAACAGCUUCAAAGAGCUGCGACUGUCACAAAAAACAAAGAUAUAAGAGAGUCAAGAGGAACGACCAGGAAAAGUCAAAAGUCUGGGAAGAAAGGAAAUGGAAAUAUCAGACCAAGAAACACAAGCAAGCCUACAGGUAAAGGUCGCUCAAAAAGUCGUGGCCCAAGCCCAGCAGCAGCUGCAGCAGCCCUGGAGAACGGCGUCCACAGACUGGACCUCAGGGAUGGGGGCGCACCAGGCUCCAGGGAGCGUCAGAGUUGGAGCGCCCCAAUCGAGGCAACCCAAGUCUGGUGUCCCUCUUACCAUACCUGCCGUAGACCUCACACCGAGUACCAUGUCUACUCCCAAGAUCUUACAUUACCACCAGGCAAGGACUGGAUCAGACCAGAACUGACCACAGACAGAUGUGUGAGGAGAGAUGGACCCUGCAGCAUUGUCCGCUCGGUCACAGAUAUGGAUAUCUCAAAAGUAAGUGAUAUGCUCCAGAGGGCUGCUUCAAACGUUUGCGACAACAAACCCAAAACUCUUAAACCAAAGCGAUCCACCAGCUUUGGAAGAUUUGACAAACAACAACAACCAACAGUGAAACCACAAGAAAAUGGAACAGCUGUGCCUGAAGGAGGAAAUGUGUCUCUUGAGAAUUGUGAGCAAGGCAAACAGGGUGGCUUGGGGAAGAAGAUGAAGGCCAUUUCUAUGACGAUGCGCUUAAAGAUGGGCAGGAAAUGUGCCAAGAAUUUCGCAGAAGACAUGGUUGAUCAGCCAGCCAAAGAUAAAGAGGAAGAAACAGACAGUCCCACCGAUAAGCCCAGUGACUCCUCAGAGAGUCUGUACAGUGGACAGAGUUCUACUAGCUCAGGUGGUGUGGUGAGCAGCUCUGACGGCUGUAGCAUACGAGGCAGCCUGAGGCUGGAGGAGGAGGUCCCCUACGCAGGCCAGUUCUGCGGACGCGCCCGAGUGCACACAGACUUCGUUCCAAGCCCCUAUGACACAGACUCCCUCAGGCUCAAGGUUGGAGACAUUAUAAGCGUUAUACGUAAACCCCCUAUGGGCAUAUGGACGGGCAUGCUGAACAACAAAGUGGGGAAUUUUAAGUUCAUCUAUGUCGACAUGCUCCCUGAAAAAGAGAAAGAAGAUGAUACUCCAAAGAUAAGGCCACAGAGACUCUCAAAAAGGCCACGACCCAAAACCCUACUGGAAUUACUUGAACGUCUGCAAUUAGAGGAGUAUGCCUCUUCACUGCUACUGAAUGGCUACCAGACAGUGGAAGACUUGAUACAUCUACAAGAGAAACAUCUUAUAGAACUAAACAUCACUGAUCCUGAACAUCAACGAAAGCUGCUUGCUGUCGCUGAUGUUCACUAUGAAAUAGGAGGUGAUGACCAUGGCAAUGAUAAAGAGGACAAAGACACAAACGACUGCCCACGGGACUCUGGUUGUUUUAUUCCAUCAGAGUGUUCAGAAAGUAGGGACGAUGGGGAAAGUCAAUCAACAACACCUGACGCUCCAGAACAUGGCUGAUAACCAGCUCACCAGCGACGUGUCGCUAUUCAAUGCUAUGUCAUGUAUAUAUUUGUUUUAAUUCAUUUUGCAAAGAUUUAAUUCUCCAAUGUUAUCAUCUUUAUUUGUUAACAAAAAGGGGUAGGCCUAUUAGAUGUAAUGUGCUUGUUAUUUUUCCCACAUCGCCUUGAUUUAUAGUCAACAUGGUCUGUUAAGAAUAUUUGGCAGAUUUGACUGAAAAGAUGUGUGUGUGUGUGUGUGUGUGUGUGUGUGUGUGUGUGUGAUAGAGGCUUCCUUUUUUAUUCACUUUUUUAGCAAAAUAUAUUUAAUCAAUGUAAAUAGCCUAUCUGAACAUAAUAAUACAAUGAUAAUAAAUUAUUUACCUUGGAUACUU
This is a messenger RNA of Alosa sapidissima (American shad), 2475 nucleotides long. RefSeq names its product SAM domain, SH3 domain and nuclear localisation signals 1a (gene samsn1a). Gene Ontology annotation, molecular function: protein binding. The coding region runs from base 132 to 2102 and encodes 656 amino acids. Lineage: Eukaryota; Metazoa; Chordata; Actinopteri; Clupeiformes; Clupeidae. The transcript has 17 exons. The record is from RefSeq and is a predicted model, not a curated record.